AUGGCCAGAUUUGUUCGCCUACUCCAUUUUCACUUCAGAUCUAUUCUCUUCGCUUUAGAAAGUCCACCAUUGCCACCAAAAAUGGCUGAUACGAUGGCUGCCUUGAUGGAAAAGGGAGAGAAAUUUGAGGGAGAAGAGACAGGAUUGAGAAUCCUGCUCGCAAGAAGAGAGAAAGAGCAUAACGGGCGUAUUUCAAGCCUCAGUGAAACUAAUGCUCAACAAGAGUUUUUGCAGUGUAUUUAUAGUCAUUCUUCAGACAAUAUCAAGAAACAUAUACACUUUCCAAAUUCACCUACAUAUUCAUCUCUUCUUGAAUAUGCACAGAAAAAUCCCAGGUGGCUAAAUUCCUCAUAUGCACAUCCAAUUUUAAUUAUUGCCCCUAAAAACGAAUCCGAAAUCCAACCUAUUAUUCUUUGUAGCCAAAAAUUUGGCUUACAAAUUAGAGUCAAGAGUGGUGGUCAUGACUAUGAAGGUCUCUCUUUUCGCUCGGUUACCAAUACCCAAUUCGUUAUCCUCGAUUUAAUCAAUCUUGAUGAUAUCAAGAUUGAUAAAAACGAAGAAACGGCCUGGAUUCAAACAGGUGUGACAUUAGGGCAACUUUAUUAUGAAAUUGCCAAGAAAAGUGAGAUUCUUGCAUUUCCGGGAGGAUUAUAUCCUAGUGUUGGUAGUGGUGGGAUUAUUAGUGGUGGUGGAAUUGGAACUUUGAUGAGGAAAUUUGGCCUAUCCGCGGAUAAUGUUAUCGAUGCUCGUGUUAUGGAUGUCAAUGGAAGAAUUCUUGAUAAAAAAUCAAUGGGAGAAGACAUGUUUUGGGCUAUAAGAGGAGGAGGAGGAUCAAGUUUUGGUGUUAUUUUAGCUUGGAAAAUUAAAUUGGUACGUAUUCCACCUAAGGUUACUGCUUUCACGGUUCGUAGAAAAUUAGAAGGUAACACUAUAAAUUUACUCCAAAGAUGGCAAAAUGUGUCACAUAAAUUUCCUAAAGAUUUGUUUAUGAGGGUUUUGAUUCAAAAUAUGGGAUUUGGAAAUGAAAAAAUAGUCCAAGUUUCUUUUCAAGGUCUAUUUCUUGGGAGAGCGAGUGAGGUAACCCCUUUAUUGAAUCAAACGUUCCCCGAAUUCGGGUUAGUCUCAAAAGAUUGUUUUCAAGAUCCAACGAUGAACUGCAGUGAAUUGCCUUGCAUAAAGAAAGAAUGCUUUGAAGUACCCUGGAUUCGCGCAACAUUGUAUUUUGCAUCUAAGAGAACGAACGAUUCAAUUGAUUUUUUAGUGAACAAUAUGGUAUCACAAACCAAGAAUUACCAAAAGGCGACGUCUGAUUUCGUGAAAACUCCAAUGCAAGAAGAGGUAUGGGGAAUGAUAAAAGGUAUGUUUUUAGAAGAAGAAAGGCCUAUGAUAAUAUUGGAUCCGUUGGGUGGAAAAUUGGAUGAAAUUUCAGAAUUUGAACUUCCAUUCCCUCAUAGGAAGGGAAAUUUGUUCAAUAUUCAGUAUAUGGUGAAUUGGGGUGAUAAUAGUGAAAGUAUAGCUAGCAAGAAGAUUAAAUGGUUGAGGGAACUAAAUGAGAAAAUGAAGCCAUUUCUGUCACAUUGUCCUAGAACUGCUUAUCUUAAUUAUAGAGAUCUUGAUUUUGGGACCAAUGAUGGAGUAUAUAGCUAUUCAAAGGCUAAAGUUUGGGGUGCAAAGUAUUUCAAUGAAAACUUUGAGAGGUUAGCAAAGGUGAAGAGCAAAGUGGAUCCUGGCAAUUUUUUCAGAUUUGAACAGAGUAUUCCACCUUUUAGUGUAUCAACUUAA
Molecule: messenger RNA, 1782 nt
Organism: Nicotiana tabacum (common tobacco)
Lineage: Eukaryota; Viridiplantae; Streptophyta; Magnoliopsida; Solanales; Solanaceae
Product: berberine bridge enzyme-like 22
Molecular function (GO): oxidoreductase activity; FAD binding
Source: RefSeq, a predicted model, not a curated record